GGGAGUGCCGGGCCCAUGGCGGGUGGGGCCCCGAGGGCGGCGCUGGGGCUGCAGGGGGACGAGGCCUCCUGGUGGGUCCCUCCCUCCCUCCCUCCGAGGCCUGGAAGCCCUGAGUCUCCGGGGAGGUGGGUUCCCGUGCGGCCUUGAGGCCGUGGGCAGGGCAGGGCCAGGCUUACCCCGCUCUGGGGCCCCCCCGCCUCCGCCACCGAGGGAGAGAAGAGUGGAAGCAAACAGAGGAAUUGAUCAGCAGCUGAACAGACUGGAGAGAGAGAGAGAGAGAGAGAGAGAGAGGGGUCUGGGGAGAACUGGCCCUGGUUUAGAGGAGUUGUAGGGACUGGGAUGUAUAGUUCACCUGCCAUCUAAGAACUGCACUCUGAACCCCACCAAUGAUGGACCUGGAACUCACUUGGCACACAGGCCCCACACGGCCAACUUUGCAUACUGAUGGGGUUUGGGGGCGAUUGACCUUGACUUCCAAGAGUUAUAGUUCAGCCAUAUUGGAAUGUAUAGUUCACCAACAAUCAAUGAGGACUCUGAACUCCACCAACAAUUGACCUGGAACUAACUUGGCAAACAGAACCCACAUGACCAGCAAAAAAUACUGGAGGUCUUUGGGGGGAAUUCACCUUGAUUUGGGGGAGUUGUAGUUCACCUGCAUCCAGAGAGGACUGUGAACCCAAACACGGAUGGAUCUUGACCAGACUUGGCACCCAGACCAGAUAUGCCGAGAUGUGAUUACUGGAGGGGUUUGGAGGGACUGAUCUUCCUUUCUGGGAGUUGUAGUUCACCCACAACCACGGAAACUGCGACCUCCACUGAUGAUGGAUCUGGACCACACUUGGCACACGGAACCCCAUGUAACUCAACCUACUGGAGGAGUUGGAGGGGACAGACUCACCAUGGUGGGAGUUGUAGUUCAGCCUACAGCCAGUAAGCACACUGGACCCCACUCGUGAUGCGUCAAGAGCAAACUUACCCAACAUACAAACUUGGAAGUAUUGAUGGAGUUUCUGGGGGUUAACUUGGCAUGAUGGGAGUUGUAGUUCACCCACAAUCUUAUGAGUUUUGGACAAUUAAAACACUGACUUUGUGAUCUUGCUGAAUUCCUACAUUCACUUUGGAUUAUAGAGCAGAACGGAAGAGUCGGAAGAGACUGCAGGAGGCACCCAGUCCAGGCCUCUGCCGUGCAAGGAAAGUGCAAAGGACCCCUGACAGAUGUGCAUCUGGCCUCUGGUUAAAGGAUUCCAGAGGAGCCUCCACUACAUUUUGAGGCAGAGAGUUUCACUGUCGAACAGCUCUUACAGUCAAGAAGUUCUUCUUAAUGUUUAGAUGGAAUCUACUUUCCUGUAAUUUGAACCUACUGCUGUGAGUGAUCAGAAAGGGAAAAACAAGAAUCAAAUGUCCAUAUUGGAAUUAAAUGUACAUAGCACUGUUGACAUGGAGGAGAAAGCAUAUAAAUGUAUCGAAUGUGGAAAGAGCUUUAGUAAACAUGGAAACAUGAAAAGACAUCAAAGGAUUCACACUGGGGAGAAACCCUAUAACUGCCUGGAGUGUGGACAGAGCUUCACUCAGAAGGGAAACUUAAAUACACAUCAAAGGACUCACACUGGGGAGAAACCCUAUAACUGCCUGGAGUGUGGACAGAGCUUUACUCGGAAGGGACAGUUACAUUCACAUCAAAGGACUCACACUGGGGAGAAACCCUAUAACUGCCUGGAGUGUGGACAGAGCUUCACUCAUAGUUCAGUACUACGUAGACAUCAAAGGACUCACACUGGGGAGAAACCCUAUAACUGCCUGGAGUGUGGACAGAGCUUUACUCAUAGAUCAGGCCUACGAUCACAUGAAAGGACUCACACUGGGGAGAAACCCUAUAAAUGCCUGGAGUGUGGACAGAGCUUCACUCAUAGUUCAAGCUUACAUAGACAUCAAAGGACUCACACUGGGGAGAAACCCUAUAACUGCCUGGAGUGUGGACAGAGCUUCACUCAUAGUUCAGGCUUAUGUAGACAUCGAAGGACUCACACUGGGGAGAAACCCUAUAAAUGCCUGGAGUGUGGACAGAGCUUUGCUCAGAGUGGAAAUUUACGUUCACAUCAAAGGACUCACACUGGGGAGAAACCAUAGAAAUGCAUGGAGUGUGGACAGAGCUUUUCACGGAGUGAGUUUAUACAUAAACAUCAUAAAAUUCACCCUGAAGAUAAUGGUGUUAAUUGACCCCAGAGUGUCAUUCUAACAUGUACAAAAGCAACUCUUGCACAUUUUGGAAAUUCAAGCUCAAAGUUGGGACAUUUCAUCACAUGUGGUGUAUUGUAGAAAUAUUGAACUAAAAUAUGUUCCAUUCUGGAAGGAAACAAGGUUACAUGAAACUAGAGUUUUAUAUGCUGAGAAUGUUGGAUGAUCAAUUAGGAUGAAAGCAUGGGUAGUUACUGCGAGAUACUAAAGUGAGAAUUGACAGGGAUGGAAGGAAUGUUUUAUUCCAAAGCAAAAAUAAUGGCUUAUGAAGAUCUGCAAAUUAGCCAAAACGAACAAACUGACAACAAUGUGGGCAAAUGUCAGUUGUAAUAUCUAUUAAUUGGAAGAGUGUUAUCAGAAAUAGAAGUGUGGUUAUAUUAUAUUAUCUAAAGGGAGAAGAAUAAUGAGAGAUAAAAAUUAACAGAUCGAAUGAGGCCUUUAGGCACGUAUCCCUAUCUGAUUUCUAGUUCAGUUGUGUGUUUAUGUAGGUAAUUGUUUCGAUAGUGUGUUUGUUUCUGAUUUAGUUUUGUAUCUCUUGUAGUUAGUUUCAUGUUCAGUUGAAGCAUUAUAUAUAAUUUCUGCAUUUUUUGUAUUGUUGCUUUUAAUCUUUUUUAUUAUUAUUAUUUUUUUGCAAAAAAAGAGGGGGAUUUAAAAGGGUCAAAACUGCUGAAACUGGAAGUGUGGAUAGACCCGGUUUUAGCCCAAAAUGGGGUUUUAUGUUUAAAUGCCUUUGGACAUCAUUUCCUUCCUCGGUGUUGGUGGCAUGGGUUUGGCACCAGUCCAGCAGCUCAGUGGUUUAACUCUCUGGAGGCAAAUUUGAAUGCUGCAAUUAGCCAGAAUGAGUAGCACAUAAUGGCCUUUCAGCUUCAAAGCCUGGCUGCUUCCUCCCUGGGAAAAUCCUAGGUGUUAACUGGCCCUGGUUGUUUCAUGUCUGGAAAUCCCCUGUUUUCAGAGUGUUGUUCUUUGCAAUGUUUUCUGUUCUUCUACUGCCUGUGUAGAUAAAGGAGUACCCAUGUGCAGAGCUUGAGUGCACACUCUCAAAAAGAAUGACUGUGGCCUUCACACAACAGAGGAUUGGCCAGGCUUUGAUGAUGCAAGGCUAUUCAGUACUAUUCAUGCUGGCCAACAAGGGAUUCCCCUAGGUAGGAAGCAGCCAGGCAAGUGGGGUUUAUAUCCCUGUGGAAUAAUCUCAAGGGUGGGAGAAAGAACUCUUGUCUGUUGGGAGGGAAGUAUGAAUGCUGCAAUUAGCCAGAAUGAUUCGCAUGUAAUGGCCUUUCAGCUUCAAAGCCUGGCUGCUUCCUCCCUGGGGGAAUCCUUUGUUGGGAGGUGUUAGCUGGCCCUGGUUACUUCAUGUCUGGAAUUCCCCUGUUUUCAGGGUGUUGCUCUUUAUUUACUGCCCCCAAUUUUAGAGAUUAUAUUGUUCUGUAUUAUUAUACCACAGUAAUUAUUAUAUAUUAUGUUUAUAAUCUUACGUUAUCUGCUUAGAACUGGAUUAUAUGUGGCCCCUUCUACACAGCUGCAUAAAAUCCACACUGAAGUGGAUUAUAUGGCAGUGUGGAAUCAAGAUAAUCCAGUUCAAAGCAGAUGCUGUGGAUUAUGUGCCUCUGGGUUAUAUAUCUGUGUGGAAGGGCCUUGAGUCUACACUGCCAUAUAAUCCAGAUCAAAUCAGAUUCUAUAGGCAGUGUGGAAGAGGCCUAAGUGAACUCUACCUGUCUCCGAGGCGCUUCUAUUGUCUGUGGCCCUGAGAAAACAGAGGAUUUGCCAGACUUUGGUGAUGGGAAUCCUUUGUUGGGAGGUGUUAGCUGGCUCUGAUUGUUUCCUGUGUGGAAUUCCCGUUUUCAGAGUGUUGUUCUUUAUUUAGUGUUCUUAUUUUAAGAGAUUGUAUUGUUCUGUUAUACCACAGUAAUUUUUAUAUAUUCUGAUAUUAGUGUUUUUGAAUACUUGGAGCCAGAUUGUAUUCAUUUUCACAGUUCACAGCAACAUAAUAAUAAUAAUAAUAAUAAUAAUAAUAAUAAUAAUAAUAGUAGUAGUAGUAGUAGUAGUAAUAAUGACUUUGGUAAUACACACUGCUUCACUCCCUUCUCAGCUUCCUUUCUGGAAGAAUCCUUUCUUGGGAGGUGUUAGCUGGCCCUGAUUGUUUUCUUUCUGGAAUUCCCAAAUUUCCUGCUUUCAGCUUGUUGCUCUUUAUUUACUGUCAUGGUUUUAGAGAUUCUGUUGUUUUGUAUUAUUAUACAACAGUAAUUAUUUCAUAUUACACUAGAAUCUCACUUAUCCAACAUUCGCUUAUCCAAUGUUCUGGAUUAUCCAACAUAGUUUGCCUUUUAGUAGUCAAUGUUUUUGUAGUCAAUGUUUUAAAUGCAUUGUGAUAUUUUGGUGGUAAAUUUGUAAAUACAGUAAUUACUACAUAGCAUUACUGCACAUUGAAGUCUUUUUUUCUGUCAAAUUUGUUGUAUAACAUGAUGUUUUGGUGCUUAAUUUGUAUAAUCGUUACCUAAUUUGAUGUUUAAUAGGCUUUUCCUGAAUCCCUUCUUAUUAUCUAACAUAUUAUCCAACUUAUCCAACGUUCUUCUGGCCUGUUUAUGUUGGAUAAGUGAGAGUCUACUGUAUAUUUAUAAUCUUAUAUUAUCUGCUUAGAACUGGAUUAUAUGAGGCCCCUUCUACACAGCUCUAUAAAAUGCACACUGAAGUGGAUUAUAUGGCAGGUAGAAUGAGGCUUUUAGGCACAUAUCCCUGUCUGUUAGUUCAAUUGUGUGUCUAUGUAGGUAACUGUUUCAUUAGUGCCUUUGUUUCUGAUUUAGUUUUGUAUCUCAUGUAGUAGUUAGUUUCAUGUGUAGUUGAAACAUUCUAUAUAAUUUCUGCCUUUUUUGUAUUGUUGAAAUCAUGCAAAAAUUGGAAGGUUAGAAGAUUUGAUUUAUACAGAUUUUAAGUAAAUAACUUUUAAAAAAAAGAAGAUAAAAUUUGGAAAGCCUGGGAUGAUGGAGCCUCUAAAUGUUAUAAGCUGGGUAGCGGAGGAGGCUCUGAGACGGAGGAGGCCUCCAGAUGUUAUAAGCUGAGCAGUGGAGGAGGCUCUGAGAUGGAGGAGGCCACUAAAUGUUAUAAGCUGAGCAGUGGAGGAGGCCCUGAGAUGGAGGAGGCCACUAAAUGUUAUAAGCUGAGCAGUGGAGGAGGCUCUGAGAUGGAGGAGGCCACUAAAUGUUAUAAGCUGAGCAGUGGAGGAGGCUCUGAGAUGGAGGAGGCCACUAGAUGUUAUAAGCUUAGCAGUGGAGGAGGCUCUGAGAUGGAGGAGGCCACUAGAUGUUAUAAGCUGAGCAGUGAAGGAGGCUCUGAGAUGGAGGAGGCCACUAGAUGUUAUAAGCUGAGCAGUGGAGGAGGCUCUGAGAUGGAGGAGGCCACUAGAUGUUAUAAGCUGAGCAGUGGAGGAGGCUCUGAGAUGGAGGAGACCUCUAGAUGUUAUAAGCUGAGCAGUGGAGGAGGUUCUGAGAUGGAGGAGGCCUCUAGAUGUUAUAAGCUGAGCAGUGGAGGAGGCUCUGAGAUGGAGGAGGCCACUAGAUGUUAUAAGCUGAGCAGUGGAGGAGGCUCUGAGAUGGAGGAGGCCUCUAGAUGUUAUAAGCUGAGCAGUGGAGGAGGCUCUGAGAUGGAGGAGGCCUCUAGAUGUUAUAAGCUGAGCGGUGGAGGAGGCUCUGAGAUGGAGGAGGCCACUAGAUGUUAUAAGCUGAGCAGUGGAGGAAGCUCUGAGAUGGAGGAGGCCUCUAGAUGUUAUAAGCUGAGCAGUGGAGGAGGCUCUGAGAUAGAGGAGGCCUCUAGAUGUUAUAAGCUGAGCAGUGGAGGAGGCUCUGAGAUGGAGGAGGCCACUAGAUGUUAUAAGCUGAGCAGUGGAGGAGGCUCUGAGAUGGAGGAGGCCUCUAGAUGUUAUAAGCUGAGCAGUGGAGGAGGCUCUGAGAUGGAGGAGGCCACUAGAUGUUAUAAGCUGAGCAGUGGAGGAGGCUCUGAGAUGGAGGAGGCCUCUAGAUGUUAUAAGCUGAGCAGUGGAGGAGGCUCUGAGAUGGAGGAGGCCUCUAGAUGUUAUAAGCUGAGCAGUGGAGGAGGCUCUGAGAUGGAGGAGGCCUCUUGAUGUUAUAAGCUGAGCAGUGGAGGAGGCUCUGAGAUGGAGGAGGCCACUAGAUGUUAUAAGCUGAGCAGUGGAGGAAGCUCUGAGAUGGAGGAGGCCUCUAGAUGUUAUAAGCUGAGCAGUGGAGGAAGCUCUGAGAUGGAGGAGGCCUCUAGAUGUUAUAAGCUGAGCAGUGGAGGAAGCUCUGAGAUGGAGGAGGCCUCUAGAUGUUAUAAGCUGAGCAGUGGAGGAGGCUCUGAGAUGGAGGAGGCCUCUAGAUGUUAUAAGCUGAGCAGUGGAGGAGGCUCUGAGAUGGAGGAGGCCUCUAGAUGUUAUAAGCUGAGCAGUGGUGGAAGCUCUGAGAUGGAGGAGGCCACUAGAUGUUAUAAGCUGAGCAGUGGAGGAGGCUCUGAGAUGGAGGAGGCCUCUAGAUGUUAUAAGCUGAGCAGUGGAGGAAGCUCUGAGAUGGAGGAGGCCUCUUGAUGUUAUAAGAUGAGCAGUGGAGGAGGCUCUGAGAUGGAGGAGGCCACUAGAUGUUAUAAGCUGAGCAGUGGAGGAAGCUCUGAGAUGGAGGAGGCCUCUAGAUGUUAUAAGCUGAGCAGUGGAGGAAGCUCUGAGAUGGAGGAGGCCACUAGAUGUUAUAAGCUGAGCAGUGGAGGAAGCUCUGAGAUGGAGGAGGCCUCUAGAUGUUAUAAGCUGAGCAGUGGAGGAAGCUCUGAGAUGGAGGAGGCCUCUAGAUGUUAUAAGCUGAGCAGUGGAGGAAGCUCUGAGAUGGAGGAGGCCUCUAGAUGUUAUAAGCUGAGCAGUGGAGGAGGCUCUGAGAUGGAGGAGGCCUCUAGAUGUUAUAAGCUGAGCAGUGGAGGAGGCUCUGAGAUGGAGGAGGCCUCUAGAUGUUAUAAGCUGAGCAGUGGUGGAAGCUCUGAGAUGGAGGAGGCCACUAGAUGUUAUAAGCUGAGCAGUGGAGGAGGCUCUGAGAUGGAGGAGGCCUCUAGAUAUUAUAAGCUGAGCAGUGGAGGAAGCUCUGAGAUGGAGGAGGCCUCUAGAUGUUAUAAGCUGAGCAGUGGAGGAAGCUCUGAGAUGGAGGAGGCCACUAGAUGUUAUAAGCUGAGCA
Molecule: messenger RNA, 7433 nt
Organism: Anolis carolinensis (green anole)
Lineage: Eukaryota; Metazoa; Chordata; Lepidosauria; Squamata; Anolidae
Product: loricrin-like
Exons: 2
Coding region: 5309-6346 (345 amino acids)
Source: RefSeq, a predicted model, not a curated record